This is a messenger RNA of Salpingoeca rosetta, 897 nucleotides long. Its product is annotated as ubiquitin conjugating enzyme E2. The record is from RefSeq and is a predicted model, not a curated record. Lineage: Eukaryota; Choanoflagellata; Craspedida; Salpingoecidae. The transcript has 7 exons. The coding region runs from base 104 to 556 and encodes 150 amino acids.
CGCAAACAGAGCAAACGCCCACAGCGCGAGCAGCGGACACACACGAACCAGCAGGCAGGCGUCAUCAGCACACGGUUGCACUCGCCACCACACGGCAGCAGAGAUGGCGACGAAGCGUCGGCUGAAGACGGAACACGCACAAUUUAAGAAGACACCUCCAGAAGGUGUCACGCUACUCACAGAUGACCCUACAUCCACGCGAUGGAUCGUUCAAAUAGCUGGCGCCCCAAAUACGGUGUACGCUGGAGAGACGUUUCAGUUGCAGCUCUCAUUUUCAGAUAAGUACCCAUUCUCGCCACCCGAAGUCAUCUUCCUCGACAACCCACCGCAACACCCCCACGUGUACAAGAACGGACACAUCUGCCUCAGCAUCCUCUACCAAGAAUGGUCACCAGCGCUGACUGCAAGCUCUGUUUGCGUCAGCAUUCUCAGCAUGCUCAGCUCUGUCAGCAAGAAGGAGUGGCCCAUUGACAAUGACUCGUACAUGGCUCGCUGGCGCAUCUCUCGUCACGGUCCACAGAAGACACUGUGGGACUUCCAUGACGACACUGUGUAGCCUGUGUGUGGGCUAAGUACGGCCUUCAGACGUCUCACUUGGCCCAACUUCCAACAAGAGACAUGCACCCCCCCCCGGAUUCUCUGCUUAAUUGAACCAACACCAGUCAAGCUCCUCAUCACGCUAAUGCAUCAGUUCCUCUCCUUAUUGGCCAUCCACAACACCACCAACACUCGGCUGCACACUGCACGUGCACAUGUUGUUGUAUUUCUCUUCUUGUAAUCACGAAUGAACAUCAAAGCAACGCUGCGCAAUGAUUCCAACAGCACCGGGAAACACACACACAAACACACACACACACACACGUAUUGUGGGGCUUCAAUAGAAUUUGGUUUCGCGGG